UUCUUUUCCACCACCCUCGCUCUACCACUGACGCGUAGACUCUGGCGCACAAAGGAUUGUUCAUACUUGUUUUGUUGAUACUUCUAAUUCUCGCAGCCGUGUGACGUGUCCAGACAGCAGCCUUGGAGGAGAUCUCGCUUUGGAUCGACUGUGGGUUUACUGCUUUUCGUCAUCACCCCCUUCAGCGCCCUUGCAGAAUCCUUUCGAGCCCCGUCCCCUCCUCAUUCCUUGUGAAUGCACAGACAAUACAAGAGUCUUAAUCUCACCUUCUGAUUCCGUUUUCAAGAAGCGGUCAGCCCUGAUUGCUUGCCUCGGACCUGACAUCUCGGAUUGCCCCUUCGACAACGACUCGAGAUCCAAAACAAACCAGGGCCAUUCAAAGGAAACCACCAGGUCCCAAUCACAUAACCCGGCUGUGGACUAGGACGCCCAUUUGCUCUUGGCAGGGAGAGAGGAGCCGCACCAUGAGCACAACGGCCAACCAGCAAAUAAUGGGGCUUCAAGGAGGUGCGCCGCCGGCGUCAUCGCAGGUCCCGUCUGGUCGAAAAGGCACCAAGAAAGUCCGGACUGGAUGUGUCACCUGCAAAAUUCGAAAGGUCAAGUGUGACGAGACCAAGCCUGCAUGCCUUCGCUGCAACAAGACGGGUCGGAAAUGCGACGGCUACUUGCCUCCCAAGCUGCCGGGGCACAAUCCCGGCGGCGUCAUGCGCUUAAGCCCGCCUGUCUCGCCCUUUGCGGACUGGGCCGGCGGUGCCAAAGAGCAGCGCGCCUUUGAUUUCUAUCGUAACUUCUCCGCCCCAUCCAUCUUCAGCGACGGCGUCAGCUCGAUGUUAUGGAAGAAGCUGGUGCCGCACUUUUGCCAUGCCGAGCCGGCAAUCCGUCACGCCGUCCUCGCCAUCAGCAGUCUUCAUGAGACGCUAGCGUUGCCGCCAGGCUCUAACCCGGCCGUUGAAGAAGAAAACAACCAUGGCGUGCUGACCAACACAUUUGCCGCCGAGCAGUACGGCAAAGCUCUGAAGUGUCUCCAAGAAUGGAAGCCCACCGAGACAUCGCCAGCAACAGUGCCGUUGCUGGCGUGUCUGUUGUUCAUCUGCAUAGAGUUCAUGCUUGGAGACGAGGGCGCGUCGCAAGUUCACAUCAACCAGGGCAGACUAAUCCUCUCGCAGCUCGAGCCUUCGACAGAUGUGGACAUGAUCAAGAAACACUUCGUGCCCGUCUACAGCCGGCUCGCCCUCGCAUCCUUUCUUUUUGGUUGCUUCCCCGCCGCGAUACCGCCAAACAUGAAGGCGAGCUCUGCCACGAAUCUGUUCUUCUCGUCAGUGGACGAGGCCGAGGUUGCGCUCUACGAACUGAUCGAUGACGGGCUACGAUUCACGGCCAAGGCAAAGAGAGCAGUCUAUUCAUAUCCCCCGAGCGAUCCGACAUUACUGGAGCUGGCUCGCGAGCAAGAUGACUUCCUCGCAAAACUAUCGCAAUGGCAUGUGGCCUUUGUCGUCAUCUCGGCCAUUGAUGACGCGUUGAGCAAAGGCAAGCUGUGCAUGGUGUACUACAACGCAGCCAGGAUCGCCAUCAGCACUGCGAUGGACACCUUGGAGACAGCAUUCGACAACCAUAUCGUAACUUUCGCGUCCAUCAUCAGCACCGCAGCCGAGUUUGUGCACGCGUCACGGAGAGUGUCGGGGCGCGACCCUUCCCAUGCCGCCAUGGCGAUGCCCAAAUUCGUCUUUGACACCGAGAUCAUCCCGCCGCUGUACUACGUCAGCAUCAAAUGCCGGCACCCCAUGCUACGGCGUGCGGCCGUGGACUUGCUGAAGCAAGAAACAGUCACGAAGCGAAGGGAGAACCUAUGGGACGCGCAGCUGAUCUCUGAGAUCGGCAAGCGCUGUAUAAAUAUUGAAGAAGAAGCCGCCCGUCGCCGCGACGAAUCCGUCGACUUGACCGCAGGAUGGGACACGGUCUCCUGGGAGGAAUCGGACGGUGUGCCCAUCGGUCUUUUCCCCACGAACAAUGACCGCAGCAUUGACUGCGACUACCCAGUGCCUCGGGUCCAGUAUCCUCAGAUUCCCAAGCUCACCAACACCCAAAUCAACGCGGAAUACGAGCGGACCAUGGACCUUGUAAGCAACCUCGUCCAGAGCAGACACACGACCCCCAGUUCCGUGUCGACCGGGUCAACGUCGUCGUCGUCUGGCGGCAGCAGCGCCUUCUGGGGACCGCAUCAGCUCGAGGCGCCGUUCGGUCUGCCCGAGCAUGCGAGGAUAAAGAACGCACUCAUCGACAAUGAGUCGAAGUGGGGGAGCUGGAUCACUAUCUUUAUGGACCCGAAAGAGGCCGGAGCGGCGCAUUGGAAGGUGACCAGGGAGUUUGUUCGGCGGUCAUCAGCGCGGGUGUAGAGAUGAUUACUGUGACAACUUGGUAUACAACGCACGUACUUCAUUGUGUCGUUCAGAGCGUUUCUGUUCUCAGUGACGAGUUAGUGGAAGUGUGGCGCGUUGAUUUUUUUUGUGCUUUUCCCAGAUUUCACAUACCGGGAGGGGACUUGGGCGACCAAGGAAGACUCUAUAUGACUUCCAGAAGCUGGCAUAUAUAUAUGUUUAAAGAAGAAGAUAACGAACAC
Colletotrichum destructivum is the source of this 2617-nucleotide messenger RNA. Its product is annotated as Putative zn(2)Cys(6) fungal-type DNA-binding domain, fungal transcription factor. Lineage: Eukaryota; Fungi; Ascomycota; Sordariomycetes; Glomerellales; Glomerellaceae. The transcript has 2 exons. The record is from RefSeq and is a predicted model, not a curated record. Gene Ontology annotation, molecular function: zinc ion binding; DNA-binding transcription factor activity, RNA polymerase II-specific. The coding region runs from base 465 to 2393 and encodes 642 amino acids. Gene Ontology annotation, biological process: regulation of DNA-templated transcription.